CGUUACAUUUCCCUGUCCAGCGGAAGCAAAGAACACUCCAGAAAGAAGCGCCCGUAGAGUGCGAGAAAGGAAUAUCAGAGAAUGGAUAGGUAUCAGAGAGUUGAGAAGCCAAGGCCAGAAGAACACAUUAGUGAGAAUGAAAUCAGAGUCACAGCUCAGGGUCUCAUACGGAAUUAUAUUAUUUAUGCCACUUCUCUACUUCAGGAUAAACAAGAGAAGGAGGUUGUUUUGAACGCAAUGGGACAGGCAAUCAGUAAGGCAGUGACCAUUGCAGAGAUUGUCAAGAAGAGAAUACCUGUAUUGCAUCAAAAUAUAUCCACUAGAUCAACAACUAUAACUGAUGCAUAUGAGCCCAUUGAGGAGGGGCUGACUCCGGUGGAGAUGAAGCGGCAAGUCUCUCUGAUCACAAUUACUUUGUCAACUGUUGAAUUGAACAAGAACUCGCCAGGGUACCAAGCUCCUCCUAACAUGGAGCAGGCAAAAGUUGAAAAUCAGAAAGAGCUGUGGCUAGAUAAACAAGUCAUUGCUCCAUCUCUGGAUAUUAAUCAAGAUUCAUAUGGUGGCCGGGGACGAGGGCGAGGGCAAGGGCGAGGACGUGGUCGUGGAAGGGUUGGUUUCCAGAAUUAUCAAGAAGAUGGUGAAUAUUAUAAUCGGGGUCAAGGAGGUGGACGAGGCAGAAGCUGGGGUUACCAGGAAAACGGUGGAAGGGUACGAAGGGUACGAAGCAGAGGCGGAGGCAGGGGUUACGAUGGUGCUGGAUAUGAAAGAGGGAGAGGUGGAAGGAGGGGCGGUGGUAGAGGUUAUGGCCGUGGGCGGGGACAAAUAGUACGCCGGGGAAGGGGUGGUGGAGAUCAGCUAGUUUGAUACAGAUAUCCUUUUGUGCUUAUGCUAAAUGUUUGGCUGAGUUUACUAGGAAGUAGCGUACCGAGAGAGCAAUUCAUCUCCUAAUGUUCUGUUCUGUCCAAUGAUGCAGUGGCCUUCUUGUAAAGCAUUUCCUUUCAAGCAUCGUUUUUGAAAUUACGAACACCUGCUUUCUUGUAAUGUACACACUUAGAAUUUGGAUUUAAAGUUGUUUAAAUGAAAAUUGGGGUGAAGCAUUAAGGGGGUAA
Messenger RNA from Olea europaea var. sylvestris, 1109 nucleotides. Its product is annotated as keratin, type II cytoskeletal 1-like. The record is from RefSeq and is a predicted model, not a curated record. The coding region runs from base 82 to 864 and encodes 260 amino acids. Gene Ontology annotation, molecular function: RNA binding. The transcript is spliced from 9 exons. Lineage: Eukaryota; Viridiplantae; Streptophyta; Magnoliopsida; Lamiales; Oleaceae.